Messenger RNA from Rosa chinensis, 393 nucleotides. RefSeq lists its product as uncharacterized. Lineage: Eukaryota; Viridiplantae; Streptophyta; Magnoliopsida; Rosales; Rosaceae. The transcript has 4 exons. The coding region runs from base 1 to 393 and encodes 130 amino acids. The record is from RefSeq and is a predicted model, not a curated record.
AUGGCAAAAGUGCUCAUAAAGCCAGAAGAUCCCGAAUUUACAAGCAUCCCAAAUGAAAUUCUAAAUGACUCAAGAUACAUGCCUCAUUUUAAGGAUUGUAUUGGCGCUAUUGAUGGUGUUCAUGUUCAAGCUUCAAUUUCUCCAUGUGACCAAGUGCCAUACAUUGGCCGAAAAGGAACACCCACCCAAAAUAUUUUGGCUAUAUGCAACUUCAACAUGCAAUUCACAUUUGCAUGUGCAGGGUGGGAAGGCACUGCCCGUGACAGCAGAGUAUUUUUAUCGGCUUUCCGCAAUCCUCAAUCGAAUUUUCCUAAACCCCCAAAUGGAAAAUAUUAUGUGGUGGAUGCCGAAUACCCACAAAUGAAAGGUUUUUUAGGACCGUAUAAAGGAUAG